AUGGUAUUUUCUCUGAAAAGUUUGGAAUUUCUUCAAGGCGUCGAGCCAUUCCGACUCGAAACCGAAAUUGCCGAGAAAAUCGAGGAAGAUGCUGCGAUAUCGGCGGAAACCGACGCCGGAAUGUCGCUGAUGCUUGGUAAACCGAUUUUCUGAACCCUUUUUAAUCGGAAAUUGAUAAUUUUCAGAAUGGAAAAUGCGAUUAUCGGAGGAUUCGGACAAGUGCACGACGUGCGACUGUCCCGUCGAUUUCGGAGAUCGCGCCGCCCUUCUCGAGCACUAUCAGUCUCAGUUUCACAGGUUUUGCCUUAAACAAACUCGCAAUCCUUGAAAACCGCAAGAUUUUAGGACAAACACACUCCGAAAAGCGAAGAAUCUGCAGGUUUACACCGAAGAAGACUUUGAAGGAAUUGACACAGCCGAAAAUGGUAUGGAAAGUGUCCAGAUGCAUUUAAAGUGUCUCGUUAAGAUCUGUCGCGGAGCCAGUCGCUGAUCGGAUUGGAAUCCGACGACGAAGAAUUCGACGCGCUCCUCCUGCCCGCCAACCGAUCGUUUUUCAUAAGAAACGACCAAGUGUACUCGGUUCCCAGAAAUAUUCUCCAUUCCGAUGAAGUCGACGUCUCCGCAGCCACUUUUAGUCGCCCUUUCGAUUGUGCGAUCUUUCUGUGGAACGGAGGACACUUUGCGGCGGCCGUCUACGAAAAGUAUGGCGAACAACCUUUCGUUUCCGCAUUGAAAAGCUCGUUUUCAGUGAUAAAAUGACGCUGCAGAAGUCGUUCCAUCGAUACGUGGCUCGUGCGAAGCAGGGAGGCGUUCAGUCGCAGCACGAUUCAGGCGGAAAGGGAGCCGCGAAAAGUGCGGGAGCACAAUUGAGACGGUAAACAUUCAGAAGGACCCCCGAGCACAUUUUCCCGUCCCUUCAGGUACAACGAGCAAAAGAUGAAGGAGGAGAUCCAGUCGAUUCUGGCCUCGUGGAAGCCGCGUCUUCAGAAGUGCCCGCUUCUGUUCAUCCGCUGCGCCGCCUAUCAUCGCAACGUCUUUUUCGACGCCGACGGAUCCAUGGAAUCGUCGCGAGAUCCACGCGUCCGAACUAUUCCGUUUGAGACGAAACGACCGUCGAUCGACGAGAUCGCCGACUGCUGGCAACGGUUGCAGCACGUUCAGGAGCAUGGAAACGAAGCGGGCUUCCGCGCGGAAAUGCUCGAGAUCCGCGAGAAACGAAAGCGAUUGGCGCGGAAAGUGGCUGGAAAGAAGCGACGAGACGGCGGAAUGCAGAUGAUUUGCGAGUGGAGCGACGAAGACGAAGAGGCGGAAAAGGACGCGGACGGGAAGCGGAAGGCGGCAAGGAUUCGAGUGCGGCCGAUGCGGAAGACUGCGGAAGAGGCGGCGGUUCAGUGGCCGAAUCUGGACGACGACUGGCGGCACAAAACGUACAAUCUGGUGAGGAUGGACGACGUUGAAGCGCUGAAAAGCCACGUGGAGGCGGAGAAGGAGGAGGCGCUGGACUACCUGCGCAACGCGAAAAUGCCGCCGAAUCGCUCGACGUUCGUGCAUGUGUCGGCGGCGCACGACGCCCGAAAGUGCCUGAAGUACCUCCUAUCGGAAGUGCUCUGCGACGUGGGCGCCAAGGACGGAGCGGGCCUCCCGCCGUACUCUUCCUCGGCCAACGCGGAGAUCAAGACGAUAUUCGUGGAUUUUCGUGUGCGGAACGAGGCGAACGGCGUCGGCAACUGGGGACGGACGCACAUUCCGGAGCCGAAGAAGAAGGUCGAGUUGAGUGAGGAGCAGGAGAAAGAGCAGGCGGAGAAACGGAAGGAGAAGAAGGCGAGACAGAGGGUAGAGAUAGAUGAUAUAAUUAUUUAUGAUAAGAUGAGGGGUUUAGGAGAAGGAGAAGCAGAAGAAAGAGGCGGCGAAGAAGGAGGCGGAAGAGGUGGAGGAGCGGAGAAAGUACGUGGCGAUGACGGAGAGAGAGAGGAGGGCUCUGGCGGUGGAGAGGCGGUUGGCGGGGCUUCCGCCCGUGCUCAGGUGCCAUCAGGUGAGCCUGAGAAUCUUCUGGAAGUGGGAAAACUCUUUCGAUUCUUGCAGUGCGGCGUCCAUCUUCCGGGCACUCCCUUCCAGUACUCGCACUUCAAUUUCUGUUCGACGGCUUGUGUGGCCGCGCAUCGGAAAGCCAAUCCCUGA
Messenger RNA from Caenorhabditis sp. 36 PRJEB53466, 2178 nucleotides. NCBI's taxonomy places the organism in Eukaryota, Metazoa, Nematoda, Chromadorea, Rhabditida, Rhabditidae. The record is from the annotation of a GenBank genome assembly.